GUGAUCUGUAAGAACGACCAGGUUUUGCAGUGCUCUGCAAGCAAAACGCAAAUUGCAGUGCUCUGGUUAGUCUGCAAGCGAAACGCAAAUUAUCUGUCUGAACAGCUCGGACUCGGAGGCGGAGUCAAAGCUGCUGCUUUGAGGAAGAUGGCUCGGCUGGAAGGACGGUAGGGAGGGAAGCUGGGGAAGCAAAGCGCAGUGUGGCACCACCCACCCAGAGCAGCUGGAAAGGGAGAGAGUGCAGUGAGUGGUGCAUGAUUGUGCAGGGCGUCGUGUCAAAGGCCAGGGCGGUGCAGCAGGGAGGCUAACAAACCCACCAUUGAUCAAGUAACGCUCCUUUGGUGGUGGCAUCCGGCAAUUGUUAAAAAGUCGGCCGCCGAGCUCUCGAUCAGACGACUCCGCGGUGGCAGAGCGCUUAUGCAGUCCAUGUGAACUAGCCGUGUGGGCAAGCAAUGCAGUGAGCUCUUGCGAUGGCGGCAUCCUCUGCAUGCCUGGGGCUGCAGCCCUCCUGCUCUGUGCCAAGGAGUGCCGCACGAGCGGCGUGUAACAAUGUGGGGGAGAAUUCUGCUUCAGGGUUUUAUUCGCCACACCCUGCGAUCAAGGAUCCCCUGUCAGUAGACGUUCACCGGGUCACGCGCCGUUUCUCAAGCCAGGCACGGCUUUGCAUGUACAGAAAUGAUCGAUCAUCAAACGCCCAGAGUUUGAGAAUACCAAGACCCCUGCGGAGCUCUCAUUUUUGGGGCAUGCAAAACAGCCUAUCAAGGCCAGCUCAAAACCCGCCACCCGCCCAUCGCACUCUUGCAAUUGCCAAUGAAGCGAGCGCCGCAGAAACUCUUCCUCAGGAACGAACCAAGCUGCUCUCUCCCAAGAGCAUCACAGUCCCCCUCGGCGACCGCACCAUUACCAUCGAGACAGGCCGCAUGGGCCGCCAGGCCAACGGUGCGGUCACUGUAACCGACGGCGAGACCGUCUUGUAUUGCACGGCCUGCGCGGACAACCGCCCUUCCGAGCCGGCCGACUUCGCACCUCUCAGCGUCCACUACCAAGAGCGGUUCAGCGCGGCAGGGCGAACCACCGGAGGGUUUAUCAAGCGGGAGGGUCGGCCGAGAGACAACGAGGUUUUGGUGUCAAGGUUGGUCGACAGGCCGCUCCGACCGAUGUGCGACAAGGGGUUCAAUUACGAGACGCAGGUGCUGGUGUGGGUGUUGAGUUAUGAUACGGAGCACAUGCCGGAGCCGCUUGCGAUCUUGGCGGCGGGCGCGGCGCUCGCGAUUUCGGACAUUCCGACCAAAAAGGCGGUGGCCGGGGUCAGGGUGGGGAUGAGUGAGGACGGCGAGUACAUAAUCAACCCGACGAAAGCACAAUUGGCGAUGUCCAAGCUGGAUAUGCUGGUGGCAGGCACGGCAGAUGCGGUGCUCAUGAUCGAGGGUUACUGCGACUGCCUCACCGAAGAGCAGACCUUGGCAGCGGUGAAAGCAGGCCAGGACGCGUUGAGCGGGGUCUGCAAUGCGAUUGAGGAGUGGGCUAAGGAGGUGGGAAAGCCCAAAAUGUGGGACAAGGUGGGGCGACCACCAGAGGGGCUGGAGGAGAUGCUCGAGAGACUGGUGGGCGCUGAUCUGGACAAGGUGCUGCGCAUUUCCAAGAAGCAAGAGCGGGGGGCGCGUGUAGCGGAGAUCGGGGAAAGGGCCCUGUCGGUGUUGACUGAGAAAGGCCGAGCCGAACUGAAGUCCGCAGAGAGCGACAGCGACGACGAGGACAUCUACCCCGGCGAGGAUGACGUCAUCGACCUGUCGGCUGACGAGAGCGAGGAGCCGGUGCUGCCGGACGCGGUGGUCGCCGGACGGCGGCCGAAGGUGUACGAUCCGGACGCCGUGAAGCAGGCGUUCAAGGAGCUGAACUCGCGGGUGCUGCGGCGGAUCGUGGUGCAGGAGAACCGGCGGAGCGACGGGCGCAGUACGACGGAGGUACGGCCCAUUGAGUGCUCCGCAAACCUGUUGCCUCGGGUUCACGGCAGCGCGCUGUUCACGCGCGGGGAGACGCAGGCGCUGGCGGUGGUGACGAUUGGCGGCGAGGACAUGGCGCAGAAGCAGGACAACAUGCAGGGGCAGCAGGCGGACCGCUUCUACCUCCAGUACAACUUUCCCCCCUCCUCCGUUGGCGAGACCAAGCGAGUCGGCGCCCCGGGCCGGCGCGAGAUCGGCCACGGCAUGCUCGCGCAGCGGUCGCUAGAACCGGUCCUUCCCCCCCAGCUCAGCUUCCCCUAUACGAUGCGCGUUGAGAGCACCAUCACCGAAAGUAACGGGUCGUCCAGCAUGGCCUCCGUUUGCGGCGGCUGCCUGGCGCUUUUGGACGCAGGGAUCCCCCUGACGUCAAUGGUGGCGGGGGUGGCCAUGGGACUGAUUCUAGACACUGCGUCAGCAGGAGGAGACGGGCAGCCCAUGAUUCUUACUGACAUUCUGGGGUCGGAAGAUGCGCUGGGAGACAUGGACUUCAAAGUUGCAGGCACGGAGGAUGCAAUCACAGCGUUCCAGAUGGAUAUCAAGGUGGAGGGGAUCACGGUGGACGUGAUGACGAAAGCGCUGGAGCAGGCCAAGGCGGGGCGCAAGCACAUUCUGCGCGAGAUGAAGGCGUGCGAGCCGCCGCCGCGGGGGCAGCUCUCGUCGUAUGCGCCGAAGAUAGUCAGGCUAAAGGUGGACCAAGAUAAGAUUGGUCUCGUAGUAGGCAGCGGCGGUAAGACGAUCCGCGCAAUCAUCGAGGACUCAGGCGUCGACAAUGUGGAGAUUUCGGACGAGGGCGUUGUGUCCAUUUUGGGCACCGACAGCGACAAGCUUGCGGUCGCAAAGGACCGAAUUAUGGCGCUGGUCACCGUUCCAGAGGUUGGGACCGUGUACAGGAACUGCACGGUGCAGGGCGUCGCUCCAUACGGAUGCUUCGUGGAGAUCGCGCCGGGCAAGCAGGGGCUGGUCCACGUGCGUGAGCUCAGCAUGACGCGCAUCGAAAACGUGGAAGACCACUUCAAGGUUGGCGACACCCUAGACGUGAAGCUCCUAGAGAUCAACGAGCGGGGCCAGCUGCGGUUGAGUCACCGGGCGCUUUUGGUAGAGAACGAAAAGGGGGCAAGCGCCGGGGCAGGUCCUCCUGGGGGCGGCACGGGUAGCGAGGCGGCGAAGCCUGCGUUCAAGGCCGUUUGGCAAAGACCGGGGAACUCAACUGGGGGAGAAAAUGCGUCGGGAGCAAGUCAGGGGUCUUUUCAAUCCGCCCCUCGAAACCCCGUUGCCACGUCACCAACAAGCAAAGCCGGCAAGCAAGAUUGAUACCGUCUAGUGCCUAGGUCUGAUGAUCGCAGGGUCUGCCAUCCGGGCGUUUUGGUGCUUUAGCGACAUCCAGGUUCUGCAAUAGCACGGGUUGCUCAUUUGAAGCUUUGGGUAUCCUGGUUCUAGUAGAUGAGGUAUGGUAUACUGCAGAACGACACGCAAUGCUCAGACGCGCUUACGCGCCUACUCGUGAACAAAGAAAUGUUUCCCAGACCGUCAGGAUCAUGCAGCAUGCUGCCAGCUUCAAUCGGUACUCAUGGGGGCUUGAUCUCGC
Molecule: messenger RNA, 3588 nt
Organism: Klebsormidium nitens
Lineage: Eukaryota; Viridiplantae; Streptophyta; Klebsormidiophyceae; Klebsormidiales; Klebsormidiaceae
Source: the annotation of a GenBank genome assembly